Spodoptera litura is the source of this 2510-nucleotide messenger RNA. RefSeq lists its product as uncharacterized. Gene Ontology annotation, molecular function: protein kinase activity; ATP binding. NCBI's taxonomy places the organism in Eukaryota, Metazoa, Arthropoda, Insecta, Lepidoptera, Noctuidae. Gene Ontology annotation, biological process: protein phosphorylation. The record is from RefSeq and is a predicted model, not a curated record. Gene Ontology annotation, cellular component: plasma membrane.
UGUCACCGUCACUAUCAGUCGAUUCGAUAAACAACUUCCGAAGUUUCGAGCGUUCGUAAAGCUAUAUUACAGAUUGGGAAAACCCAAGUGCAAAACAACAUUUUGUAAUAGGUCGUAGUGAAUUUCACACAAGAAGUAUAAUAAUAAUAAUCAUGGUGAACACUUCCAAAAUGCAACGGCAUAUAGAAUUGCGUAAAUUACCUGCAGCCUCCUUGUAUAACUUGGCUACUAUUUUGGAAAUUAAUAAAGACUGGCAAAAAGUUGUGCCCCUCAUACCGAAAGACUUGACGGCUGAUAAUUUUGAGCGUAAAUAUAACUAUGAACAUAUGAGAUUAAUGGAAAAACAUGCCGAAGAUACAAACAGGAAGUUUGCUGAGGUAUUAUUCGAUGAAUGGAGUACCUCCGGCAGGGUUAGACCAACUUUAGAAACUCUCAUGAUGAUCUUAUACAAGGCCGAAAUAUUUAGAGCUGUCGAUGAAAUUUCACUCAUGCUAGGCGAGCCACCUCUACCCAGGCCAAGUGAUGGCCCAGGAGCCCCUAUUACAACAAAUAUAUCAGCACUUCUAAAUGAACAAAGUGGUGACCAAACGGCAAAUACCACAGCUACAGUAGACAGUGGAAAUGCACACAACUCUGAUCAUGACCAAGCAAUUUGUAAUCACACAACAAGACAGCUGAAAGAACCAAGUGAUCUGAUCAAGUUUUCUGAAACCAUACUAAGUAAAGAUAUACCCAAUCUUAGUGUACUGCAAACAUUUGGUGACAGAAGUACUGCAUUAGUAGAACAGUCAGAUCUCAUUAAGUUUUCAAGCUCUAAAAUAAUGGCUUCAGCAGAACUUCCAGACUUUAGUGCUUUGAUACCCAAAGCUGAAGGUGACUCCAAAACAAUAUCUUCAGUGACUGCUACUACAGUCUCAACUGAACCUGACUCAUCUCAAAUUAACUCCAUCCCACAAAGUAGUUAUUCCCAAUACUCUGCUGGUAGCAACUUGUCAUCUGUGCCCAACAUAUACAGUGUUAUAGAUAAUGCUAUAUUGACAGACAAAAAUUUAGUUCAAUUUGAUUACAGUGAAUUAGAAGCUAUAACUAAUGAGUUUUCUGAAAACUUUACUGACGAGCCCGUGGGACCUGUUGGGAAAAUAGGUAGCGGUGGGUUUGGAGAGGUGUAUGUUGGUAGACACAAAAAACAUGGUCUUCUAGCUAUAAAGAGAGUGCGAAUGCAUUUCCAGAUAAGCUGUGAAGUUGCCAUGAAAGUGUUUAAUACUGAGGUAAAGGCUCUGUCUCUUUUAAGACAUGAAAACAUUGUUCCCAUCUUUGGAUACUCUAUAGAUGGAAUUACACCAUGCAUUGUGUGUGAAUACAUUGAUGGCGGCUCACUUUCAUAUAAUAUUCAAGAAAGAGUACUAGAAGUCAAUGAACGAAUGAAUAUAAUAAAGGGUACAGCAGAGGGUCUGAAGUACAUCCAUCAUAGUGAGAGACCUCCACAAUUUGAUGACAGUGUAACUCAAUCAGGGUCUCUAUCCACUAGGAAGAGUUAUUUUCUUCAUGGUGACGUCAAAAGUGCUAAUAUAUUGCUAACUAAAGACUGUGUGCCUAAGCUUUGCGACUUUGGCUUGGCUAAACAAUUAGAAACAACCUUUAUCACUACAAAGUCUAUGAUGGGAACCUCGGCUUACAUGGCACCUGAGGGCUUUUCUGGUACGGUAACACAGAAAAAUGACAUCUUUAGUUUUGGCAUAGUUCUACUUGAACUACUAACUGGUUUGAAACCAAUUGUGAUUGAGAAUGGUGAAAGUAACAAUAUCAAAUCCUAUGUUGAAGAAAACUGUGAAGACAAUGAUAUUACUAGACUUGUAGACAAGAGAAUUUCUAAUUGGACAAAAGCUCAGGAUAUAUUCAUAGUAGCUCAACGGUGCUUGCAACAUUUCAAGAACCAAAGGCCCACUAUUGAUGAAGUAUGCAAUAUGAUUGAUGAAAUCUGCGCAAAUUAAAUUGUUUAUUUAACUCAUUAACCAAUAGUUCAAUAGUUUAAAUGGUGCAAUUAAUAAGAAUUAAAAAUGUGAUAAAUCUUCUAAACGAUAAUGUUAUAUUGUUUCACUGGUAGUGAAGUAUUUGUAAUGAUAAUAUUUGUAAAUAAGUAGAUACUUAUGAUUAUAUUAUACACAUUUUCAUUUAAAAUGAGAUUAAAAAAAAACGUUGAAUAGUACUUUCUAAACAUUUAUUUUAUUAACUGACAUUUAAGAUACAGAGUACUUUCAUAUAAUAUUAUGUAAGUAGAUUAUAUAAGUGACAUUGUUUUUAAAAAUUGAAUAUUAGAAAUGGUGUAAUCUAUAUGUGAUUCACUAUGUGUGUUGGGAACCAGAUAAAUACACAGUAAAUAAUAUCAAUUUAUCAAUAACGAUUUUCUAUAAAUUCAUAUACAAUCAUCUGAUUUAAAUCCCCAAAAUUUUGGUACUAGGUCUUUAAACUGUCAAACACCAAGCGGUCACCGGUGACCGCAACCUAUUGUU